AUGGGCCAUCUACAGAAUGCUAAUGCCUCUAAGGUGACUGAAUUCAUCCUUGUUGGAUUUUCCCAACAGCCUCAAAUCCAGACUGCCUUCUUCUUAGGACUACUGCUAUUCUACUUGGUCACAAUAUUUGGAAACAGCCUUAUCAUUGUUGCAAUCAGAUGGGAUUCUCGACUUCACACACCCAUGUAUUUUUUUCUCAGUAACUUGUCAUUCCUUGAUAUCUGUUACUCCACCAGCUGGAAGCCAUAUGUCUUGACCCAAUGCUUCAGAGACUUCCCCACCAUCUCUUAUGCUGCCUAUUAUGCCCAGAUGACCAUAUCCCUCUUUCUGGGAAUGACCGAGUGUCUCCUCCUUGCUGUCAUGGCUUAUGAUAGGUUUGUUGCAAUCUCCAGUCCCCUGCGCUACACCAUCAUUAUGAACAAGCGGGUCUGCAUACAGUUGGCCUUGGGAACCUGGGCCAGUGCCUUCUUAGUUGCAGUCACGCCCAUUAUUGCAAUUCCUGCUCACUAUUGUGGGCACAAUGUUAUCAACCAUUUCACAUGUGAGAUCCAGGCCCUAUUAAAACUUGUCUGCUCGGAUACCCCACUUGAUAUGAUUCUGGGUCUUGUUAUCAGCGUAUUCACAUUGCCCCUGCCCUUCACCUUGAUCCUCAUCUCCUACACUCGCAUUGCGGUUGCUGUGUUGAGGAUCCGUUCUGCAGAGGCCAGGCUCAAAGCUUUCUCUACCUGUGGAUCCCAUCUGACUGUGGUCACCAUAUUUUAUGGGACAGCCAUCUACAUGUACUUGAAACCUCAGUCAAAGGAGUCCCAGGAACAGGACAAAGUCUUCUCAAUAUUUUAUGGAGCAGUUACUCCCAUGUUAAAUCCCCUCAUUUACACCCUGAGAAAUAAGGAUGUAAAAGGUGCACUUAGGAAAUUAGCCAAAGGAAAUGAAAAGUCCUAA
This is a messenger RNA of Orycteropus afer afer, 942 nucleotides long. Its product is annotated as olfactory receptor 13H1-like. NCBI's taxonomy places the organism in Eukaryota, Metazoa, Chordata, Mammalia, Tubulidentata, Orycteropodidae. Bases 1 to 942 code for a protein of 313 amino acids. Gene Ontology annotation, molecular function: G protein-coupled receptor activity; olfactory receptor activity. Gene Ontology annotation, biological process: G protein-coupled receptor signaling pathway. The record is from RefSeq and is a predicted model, not a curated record. The transcript has a single exon. Gene Ontology annotation, cellular component: membrane.